Dissoconium aciculare CBS 342.82 is the source of this 1392-nucleotide messenger RNA. Its product is annotated as FAD/NAD(P)-binding domain-containing protein. NCBI's taxonomy places the organism in Eukaryota, Fungi, Ascomycota, Dothideomycetes, Mycosphaerellales, Dissoconiaceae. The record is from RefSeq and is a predicted model, not a curated record. Gene Ontology annotation, molecular function: FAD binding. The transcript has a single exon. Bases 85 to 1320 code for a protein of 411 amino acids.
GGCUGCCGCCAAGAUGUUGCCUAUGGUCGGCAGCGGCGAGGUGAACUUGUCGGCAAGCAAAGAAUACUGUUUAGAAUAUUGACGAUGGCUACAGACACUACCCCCGUGCUUAUCAUUGGCGCAGGCAUCACUGGUCUUGCACUCGCCCAAGCAUGCAGGAGAGAAAGUGUUCCUUAUCGGAUCUUUGAGAAGGAUGAGUCGGCAAUCGCAUCUGGGAAUACCUGGGCCGCGCCAUUGAACUGGACGGCCGGAGUACUGUCCUCGUUACUACCCGAUGACAUUGCCACUCAGAUCCCGGGCACGUAUGUUAACAAAUCGGCGGUCGAGGCUGGCCAAAGGCCUCAAUUCAAGUGCUUCGAUCUGGGAACCGCUCAAGCCAAAUCGCAAAAACCCUCGACAGAGCGUGUGUUCGUGAACGGAUCCAGGUUAGCGAGGCUACUCUCGACGAAUCUCAACAUCGAGUAUGGGAAGCAGGCUCAGUCCCUGACGGUUGAUGCUGCCGGCAGUGUGACCGUAGCUUUCGUUGAUGGGACAUCCGCAGGCGGUAAAUUCCUGGUUGGCUGCGACGGUAUUCACUCAGACAUUCGCCGCAUCCUUCAUCCCGAUGAGUACAAGAACAUUGAACUCCCUGCUCGCGCAAUAAGUGCCACAGUACAGUUCUCUGAAGUUCAGAUCGCAGACAUACGUGCUCUCGACCAGUACUUCCUGUAUGGCAUUGAUCAACGCAACGACACUUUCCUCCGUUUCUCGUUGGUCGAAGGACCGAACGACGUCAGCGUGGAGGAUGCUCGACAAGACAAGGCAAACAAUUCAACAUAUUAUCGCUGUGAGAUCGUAAUCGCCUGGCCUUAUCGACCCGAUUUUCUCGGCCGUGUCGAACCAACCAAGGUUCCAAAUACAGACAUUGGGCAAUUCAGCAUGAUGCAGACUAUAGCCGAAAACUGGAUAGAGCCCUUUCGCUCGUUGGUGAUGGAUAUCAACCUCAACGAAGCCGAGAUCAAGCCCAUCGAGAUUGCCGACUGGAUUUGCCCAGAGCCGUCGCAGGAGGCCCCUGCGAUAAACGUUUCGCCGCUCGAUGGUCACGUAGCUCUGGCUGGCGACGCUGCACAUACCAUUGCGAUGUACAGCGGCGAAGCGGGAGAUCAUGCGAUCAUGGAUGUCAAGCAUUUGGUCCCGUUGCUACGCGCGGUGCGAAGUGAUGACGCCGGGUCUUUCACCGAAGCAGCGCAGGCGUAUGAAAGGGGAAUGUUACAGAGAUCUAUUCUAGCCGUCCUGGCUUCGAGACAGGCAUGUAUGGAUGUGCACCAGAUCCAGCAAUGAGAAGUGCGUUCUCUGCUAUAAAUUUAUAGAGAGACACUACUCCAUAUUCAACACUAGAUGAAAGCGAAGGCC